Messenger RNA from Sphaeramia orbicularis (orbiculate cardinalfish), 5486 nucleotides. RefSeq names its product glycerol-3-phosphate dehydrogenase 2 (mitochondrial) (gene gpd2). Gene Ontology annotation, molecular function: calcium ion binding; glycerol-3-phosphate dehydrogenase (quinone) activity. Gene Ontology annotation, cellular component: mitochondrion. Gene Ontology annotation, biological process: glycerol-3-phosphate metabolic process. The coding region runs from base 111 to 2303 and encodes 730 amino acids. The record is from RefSeq and is a predicted model, not a curated record. Lineage: Eukaryota; Metazoa; Chordata; Actinopteri; Kurtiformes; Apogonidae. The transcript is spliced from 18 exons.
CUGUCAAACACAGGCUACGGUUUCUCCAACAACAGAUGUCCUCUCCAAGUCGCCGCCCUGCAUCGCCCUGAGAGAAUUUUACACCACAACACUACAAGAUAGCCUGACCCAUGGCGUUCAGGAAGGUUCUGAAAAGGACGGCGAUCAUCGGUGGAGGGACGGUCGCUGCAGUUUUUGGCCUGUCGCAGCUCAUUGAGUACAGGAAAACACAAUAUGGAUUGGCCCGGUUAGCCCACGUGGCGGCCGAAGCAGAGCUGAAGGUGCCAUUUGCAGACCAGCUUCCCUCUCGUCAGGCCCAGUUGGCAACGCUGAAAAACACCGAAGAGUUUGACGUCCUGAUUGUGGGGGGUGGAGCCACGGGAGCAGGAUGUGCCUUAGACGCCGUCACACGCAACCUCAAAACUGCCCUCGUGGAGAGAAAUGACUUCUCGUCGGGCACCAGCAGCCGGAGCACUAAGCUAAUCCACGGUGGAGUUCGAUACCUGCAGAAGGCCAUCAUGCAGCUGGACUACGAACAGUACAUGAUGGUGAAAGAAGCUCUUCACGAGCGAGCAAACCUCCUGGAGAUUGCACCUCAUUUAUCUGCACCACUACCCAUCAUGCUUCCUGUUUACAAAUGGUGGCAGUUGCCUUAUUACUGGGCGGGGAUCAAGAUGUAUGACUUGGUGGCUGGGAUCCAGUGCCUGAAGAGCAGCUACGUCCUCAGUAAGACCAAGGCCUUGGAGCUGUUCCCCAUGUUGAAGAAGGACAAGCUGGUUGGAGCCAUCGUCUACUAUGACGGUCAGCACAAUGAUGCCCGUAUGAACCUGGCCAUUGCCCUCACCGCUGCCCGAUAUGGCGCCGCCGUGGCCAACUACACCGAGGUGGUCCACCUGCUGAAGAAUAACGACCCCGAGACGGGAAAGCAGAAGGUGUGCGGCGCUCGCUGCAGGGACGUCCUCACGGGACAGGAAUUUGACAUAAAGGCUAAGUGUGUGAUCAACGCCACGGGGCCGUUUACAGACUCACUGAGGAAGAUGGACAACCAGGAAACACAGAACAUCUGUCAGCCCAGCGCAGGGGUUCACAUUGUCAUCCCUGGUUAUUACAGCCCUGACAAUAUGGGUCUGCUAGAUCCGGCCACGAGCGAUGGGAGGGUCAUUUUCUUCCUGCCUUGGGAAAACAUGACUAUAGCUGGGACGACGGAUACGCCCACCAAGGUGACAGCCCACCCAAUGCCAGGAGAAGACGACAUCAACUUCAUCCUGACGGAGGUCCGCAACUACCUCAGCCCUGAUGUAGAAGUGCGCCGAGGAGACGUGUUGGCAGCUUGGAGCGGCAUCCGGCCCCUGGUGACGGACCCCGAUUCCAAAGACACUCAGUCCAUCUGCAGGAACCAUAUCGUCAGCAUCAGUGUCAGUGGACUAGUCACCAUCGCCGGUGGGAAGUGGACAACAUACAGGUCUAUGGCUGAAGAGACCCUUGAUGCAGCCAUUAAAGCACAUAACCUCUCAGCUGAACCCUGUAAGACGGUUGGGCUGAUGCUGGAGGGGGCGAAGAGCUGGACCCCAACCCUCUAUAUCCGCCUGGUCCAGGACUACGGACUGGAGAAAGAGGUCGCUCAGCAUCUGGCGUCAACAUACGGAUCAAAGGCGUUUGAUGUGGCUAAAAUGGCACAAGUCACUGGACAACGAUGGCCAAUUGUAGGGAAGCGAUUGGUGUCAGAGUUCCCCUACAUUGAGAGCGAGGUGAGCUACGCUGUUAAGGAAUAUGCCUGCACUGCCAUUGAUGUCAUCGCCCGCCGAACACGCCUGGGCUUCCUGAAUGUGCAGGCGGCCGACGAAGCCUUACCACGCAUCGUCCAGAUCAUGGGCAAAGAGCUGAACUGGAGUCCGGACAGGCAGACGGCGGAGCUGGAGGCUGCUAAGAAGUUUUUGUACCAUGAGAUGGGCUACAGAUCCCGCAGCGAGCAGCUCACCAAGACAUCUGAGAUCAACCUGGACUACCAGGAAGUAGUUCGGUAUAAGAAGCGAUUCCAUAAGUUUGAUAAAGAGAGCAAAGGCUUCAUCACCACUGUUGACGUCCAGCGGGUUUUGGAAAGCAUCAAUGUCCACAUUGAUGAAAAUGCUCUGCAUGAAAUCCUUAAUGAGGUGGACCUCAACAAGAACGGACAAGUUGAAAUUGAUGAAUUCCUGCAGCUGAUGAGCGCCGUGAAGAAGGGCCAAGUGUCGGACAGCCGGCUGGCCAUUCUGCUGAAAACAGCAGAGGAGACUCUGGACAUGAGGGGCCCGGUGACGGUGGAUCGUAGCGGGGGCGGAGUAUGAGUGCGACGACGAAUUCAAAGAUGCCAAAAAAAACCCAAGAAAAAAAUCGAAAACCCCUCCUUCGGAUUCUGGUCCUUUUUAAAGGUGGCGAUAACAAAAACCUGAAGGGGUCUCAUGCAAAUAGUGGUAUUUGAAUGACAAUAAUAGCAAUCAGGGAUGCAGCCGGAUGAAUUUGGCCAAAUCAAAUGUAGGCCUGCAGCUGAACUGAGCGUGUCACAGUUGAAACGGUAUCUAAUGAUAUGAGGCAUAGAUCUGUUUUGCAUGAAGUCACAGUAAUUGUGUGCGUGUGUGUGUGUGUGUUUUGUUGUCAGUUGAAUGACUGGUUCUCAGCAUGUGGUGCCUCUGGUAUUAUACAGCACAUAAUGUAUCUGUUUUAUAAGGUCUUUGAACAGAAAGCUUUUAUAUUUUCAUUCUUGCAUUCUCUCCAUCCAACACUCCUUUAUAAUGUUCAUUUUUAACAUUUUGACACUGUUGUGUAAAUAUAGAAUUUCUUAAUGCAAUGCAGCUUAUUCUGAUGGCAACUGAGUGCUUGGUGGUUUAAGUUUAGGGAUACAUGAUAAAUUCCACAACUGUGAAAUACUUUUAAUGUACACAUUUGUAUGAAUCAUAGAUAAAAAUUUGGGAUGCACCAAUUCAUGCAACAGUAGCCAGUAGUUGCUAAUACUGAUAUUAUUUAUUACUAUGAGAAAAAAAAGAAGUUGUUACUGAUUCAGCCCUUUGUCACAUUAUGUUUGAACGAACACAAAUUCAGUCAAACUUUAAUAUAACACCAUGAAUGAACAUGGGUUGAGGCGUCAAAACGACAAAAUCUGCAGUACCUUGAAUAUCAGCUUAAGGCUGGCUCCAAAAAUGAGUCAAACCCAUCAACUGUCACAUUCAAAUACUCACCUUUAGAAGUAAUAUAUAUGUUUACAUGGGUUUGGGUCUACACAGGGAAUUCCACUGGUCAUGACAACUACAUAUGAAGUGAAUUUUUAUAUCACUCACCUAUUUUAGUGAUGCUAAGGCUAGUUCAGCUGCUGAGUUUGGAGCUGUUGUUUAUUGACUAAAACAGCCAUAGUGUAGAAGAUGUUUUUGGGAGGUUGUAGUAACCAAACCAAGGAGUUUGUCUCAUAAAUAUUUCAGUUAGUUUACUGGUGCAUCGUUACAGUACCCAGCCUGUUGGUGUAACUUAGCUACGUUACAGUAAAUCAUGAUAUCUUUUCUGUUUUCAACACACUGUGAAAACUAAAGCCUGGUUCAUGGAGGGGCUCACUGCCUCCUCUACCAGCUCAGACGUUUUAUAACAGUAUUCUAGUGGAUUAUGAACGUGAUAAUAGUAAUAUGAUGCACCUGUCUGUGCAGAGUGGACCUGUCUUUGCUUUUUCCUGUCCACCGGUGCUCCGUAGGACAGCCGUCUCGGUUGGCUGUGCCUGAAAUGACAGUAUGGCCUGUUACACCCAUUUCUGCCACCUUUGCACUCGCUGUAGUCCGUGUAAAAUGGGCAGUCAAUCCCUCGGAAGAAGCUGGUGGAUCUUAGCAUUAUCUCCAGAUGUUCCUCUCACUUCAGCCUGCGUAAUUUUGUCACACUACAAAAGCUUGUAAGCGCGACAAAACAAUAACAAUGUCCCUACGGCGCCAUGUUGGAUUGUUCGGGGAAUUGAUAUCUCGCAUUAACUCAAUUGUGUCGCGCUGUUCCACGUCAUAGAGGAGAGCUAAUGGUAUUCCAAAAUUACUAAUAUUUCCCAAUAUGGUCCUAUCAACUUGCCGUCUUUGCUAGUCUCUUCCUUGACCAAAAAUAAGUAUGCCCGAGACACACACACACACACACUUCCACUCCCCACUUCUCUUUUAUAAUAUAGAUGAAGUUGACAUUGCUUAUAUAAUAUAACGAGGUGUUCAGAGUUAAAUCACUGAAACUACUUAACAUUUAACAUAAUUACUGUAAGUUUCUAUAGUUUUUAUCUCGCACUCGCAUCCCAACUCCAACCUGCUGACUAAAAAUCAUCACUUCUGGCUUCAAAAAAACAAACUUUUGGCUUCUACAUCCAUUGGCACACAUGUCCACCUCUUUUUUUACAGUCCAUGUUUGUGUCCUAUAUAUUGGUGCAUCCCUAAAAAAAAUGCAGCAAAUUAACAGUUCUUCUCACAGUUUGGUAGGAAAUGACUGGCCCUUAAAAUGAAACCACCAAGCUUUUCUUUGUGUUCUGAUCUUAGCAUGUUACAGUAAUAAUAACAUGUUAAAGCACUCCCAGAUGUGUCUGCGGUACUUCUACGCCUCCUGUUUUUAGCUCAGAGGAAUAUUUUUCAGGUGAAACUCACUCUGGGAUGCAGGAGGGAGGAGUCUUUAUGCUGAAAGCACACAUCUCCCUGUUUAAUGCACUUGUGUUUUCCAUCUUUUUGCACAAACCAGCAAACUGCUACUGAUUCUACUGAGGUUUACAUGACACGGUUUUCCAGCUUUAGUGUCACAAUCUUUUGAAAUGUUAUUUUCAGUCACUGCUACUGUCGCUUUACUGCAAAAUGUUUUAAUUAUUUAUUCUUCAGACAUUUAUAUAGAAAUAUUUACUGAGAUUAUGUACUUAAAUACUUUACAAAGGGAUUCACAAAAUCAAAGGGAUUAUAAUGUAAUGAUGUUUAUUUUUAUUAUUGCAUGCUCUCAUGUUCAUGCUAGAAGCUAAUUAACAUAUAACAGAACCUUUAUUUUUACAGUGUGUAAUUGAAGUGUAUUUUCUGCUUUUAUUUUCCUGCUGGUGGUUGUUAUUUUAGUGGAAUGAGUUGAAACGCUGCUGUAACGCACAUUUAAUCUGCUGAGUCAAUCAGCAGUAAACUGAUAUCACCCUGCAUGUUAUAGAUGAUGUUAUUGUUGAUGUAAAGGGGGAAAAUGAGAUGUAUUUACAUGUUGGAGCAUGCCGUGUGGAAUAGAAAGACAGUCCUGUAUGAAUGUAUGAUAUUCGCCUUAAUGUGCCUCUUACACAACACUUAAAUAUUUACGGUCUGUUUGACAAAGUUUCAUUCUAAGUUUUACAAACAGAAUGUAAAACAUUUUUAGGUCAGUGAUUUAACUCCUAAAUCUUCUGUCAAACUGUGUUGUGAGUUAAAAAGAAAAAAGUUGAAUUGCAAAAAUGUACAACUUUGGAAAUAAGUCUAGGAUCACUGUGACAAAAUAGUAAAAAGUCUUGUAAAACCAUCUUUUGGGAGGCA